This is a messenger RNA of Closterium sp. NIES-65, 2514 nucleotides long. NCBI's taxonomy places the organism in Eukaryota, Viridiplantae, Streptophyta, Zygnematophyceae, Desmidiales, Closteriaceae. The record is from the annotation of a GenBank genome assembly.
AUGGGAGAGUUUGUCCCCAGGGAGGUCGAGAGGCAGGUGGGCGCCUGGCAGGACGAGGCCCGGGAGCAGCUUCGUCGCAUCCUCGAGCGACUUGACCGUUUGGAGGGGCGGCGCUCAGGGCAGUCAGGCCAGCAGCAGCGAGGCAGGACCAGGACUAGGGAGGUUACGGGUGACGGACGCCUGGAGUCCGUCUCUCCUGUCCGUAGCCGCACUCCGCAGGGCCGACAGGGCAGCCGCUCACAGCCUACUCAGGGAGCGGGUGCACAGACUGCAGGUACACAGGGUGCAGCAGGACAGCCUUCCCAGGGUCAGGGAGCAGCCACCACGACCCAGCAGCGCCCAGUGACACAGACCCAGGGGCAGCAGCAGCAGGGUCAGGGGCAGCAGCAGGGUCAGGGGCAGCAGCAGCAGGGUCAGCAGCAGCAGCGGCAGCAGCAGCAGCAGCAGCAAGCAGCAGCAGCAGCAGACCCAGCAGCAGCAGACCGGGACCACACGGUCCCUCGUACUUUCCCUUUUCUGGCGCACCUGCGCAGCAGCAGUUCUACCAGCAGCCUUUUUUUGGGGCCUUCUUUCCAGCAGCAGCAGUUUGGAGCACCCCUCCGGCAGCAGCAGUUUGGAGCACCUCCUCCGACCCCCCACAGCCCCCCCUGCCACAGCAGCCUCCACAGGGAGGUGGCGGACAAGCUAACUAACGUGGCUGUCCACAACCUUUCGCGCAGGCAGUUGUCAGAGGAUGAGCUUGCAGGCCUCGCCCUUGGCCUCAAGUUCAUCCCGACACCACCCUCCUUAGACCAGGAGCAGCUGAGACAGGCGGUGGAGCAGUUUCAGAGGAGGGUCAGGCUGGCUUGGCAGUUCCGGGACAGUCGCAGACCAGUACCCAGGUUCAGAGUCCCACGUCCCAGCUGGCAGCCGAGUUCGGGACCAGAGGAGGUUGAGGAGUACCUGGCCGGGGUAGCUGACAGGGUAGAGGGUUUGUCGGAGCUGAUAGGGGGGCCAGCGCGGCCCAACGUGAGCAGGAGGGUGUUGGGCGCGCUGCAGAGGUUGAGUCGGGACCGGUCUAUAGUUAUUAAACCGGCCGACAAAAACCUUGGGAUUGCGGUGUUAGACAGGGAGUGGUACGAGGGGGAGGCGCUGAGGCAGCUGGGGGACAGGGCGGUUUACGAGCCGGUGGCUAUGGUGCCGUUGCAGAGACUUUGGGGGCAGUUGUGUCGGUGGGCAGAGCAGGCACGCCUGGCAGGGUUGCCGUCGCAGGUGUUAGACUUUAUCCUGCAGCCACGCACUCCGUGUUUGGAGCGGGCUACCAGAGCUUGGGAGCGGUUUCGGGUGUGCAGAUUCUACUUGCUACCGAAGCUGCACAAGACUCCAGUAGCCGGCAGGCCUAUCUGCUCGUCCACGCUCUGGGUUUUUGAGCAUGCAUCGGCAGUCUUAGACCACUACCUCCGCCCUUUACUACGGUUUUCACCCUCGCACCUUCCAGACUCACUUGCACUUUUGCACCAGCUAGAGGACCUUCGUGUGCCAGCAGAGGCUCUCUUCCUGACCUACGACGUUGAGAGCCUCUACCCAUCGAUCCCUAUCGACGCAGGUAUCAGCUGCAUCGAGAGGUGGUUGCUUCGGUGGGCAGCACAGGGGAGGAUUGCAAGGGGGGUAGCAGACACACUGGUGCAGCUGUUGGGGUUGGUCAUGAGGCAGAACCACCUCGAGUUUGGUGGUCGUUUUUGGCGGCAGGUUCGGGGGACUGCUAUGGGCACGCCUGUAGCAGUGAUCUACGCGGUUCUGUUCAUGGCUUGGUUAGACGAGAGGUUGCUAGAGACAGAGCCCGAGUUGUCGCAGCACGUCCUUCUCCACCGCAGGUUCAUAGACGACGGGGUGGUGGUUUGGACGGGGACACGGGAGCGGCUGCUGGAGUGGGUGGGGGCGUUUGGUGGGUUGGAGCAGACUAUUCGACUGACCCACGAGAUCUCCACCUCACAGUUCACCUUGCUGGAUAUCACGUUCAGCAAGGGAGAGCUCUGGCAGACGACGGCUAUCUUGGACACCACGACCUUCCAGAAGCCGCUCAACGUGUACCAGUACUUUCCUUUCUCCUCCGCGCACCCCUCUCACUGCAAGAGGGGCUUCAUCUUGGGUGAGCUGCAGCGGUACAUUCUGAGGGAGUCCAGUUCUCGAGGGUUUAGGAGUAUCAGGUCGGCCUUCUACGCUCGGCUGCGGGCGCGGGGGUACCCAGACACUUUCUUGCAGCCGAUCUUCAGCAGCAUCUCCUACGCACGACGCCCGGAGCUUCUUGCCAGGUCACGGGCUCGGGGGGAGGGGGAGCAGGAGGCGCAGCAGCGGGUUCUCCCUCUUGUUCUCGACUUCCACCCGAGUGUGCAGCAGGUCCGCUGGGGUAGGUUGCUGGCCUUCCCUCCAGAGGCACCAGCGUUUGAGCAGCUUUCUCACUACAGGGCACCUUUCGUGUCCUACAGGGCACCUCCGUCGCUCCGACAGCUACUCGUGCGAGCGUCGUUCAGGUGA